UGUUGUUGAUCCGUACCCAGUGGGCAGCGCCGGGAGCUGGACCGAGCGGCCGCUGAGGGGCCGCUGCUGCGGGGCUCAGCCACCUGCGCUGCCUGCCAGGGGGCGGGCCGAAACCUGGAGGCCCGGGGGGCCCAGCUCCCGUUGGGAGCAGUGGGCGCCCGCUGCCUGGGCUGGGCCGGAAAGAAGAAUAAGCAGACUAGACUCUGACCUUCGGCUUUCAGUCUGCCAGUCCGCCUGCCUAGCUCUCUCUUCGUGGCCCAUGUGCUGCAUCCUCUGCCCUCAGUGUGCAACUGGCCCCCAACGCAAUGUGUGUUUGUCAAACCAUGGAAGUGGGGCAGUAUGGCAAGAACGCAAGUCGGGCCGGAGACCGGGGAGUCCUCCUGGAACCCUUCAUCCACCAGGUGGGCGGACACAGCAGCAUGAUGCGCUACGACGACCAUACCGUGUGCAAACCGCUCAUCUCCCGGGAGCAGCGCUUCUACGAGUCCCUCCCUCCUGAAAUGAAGGAGUUCACCCCUGAGUACAAAGGUGUGGUGUCUGUGUGUUUUGAGGGGGACAGUGAUGGUUAUAUCAAUUUGGUGGCUUACCCUUAUGUGGAAAGUGAGACGGUGGACCAGGAUGACACACCAGAUCGGGAGCAGCCUCGACGCAAACACUCCCGCCGCAGCCUGCACCGGUCAAGCAGUGGCAGUGACCAUAAAGAAGAGAGAGUCAGCUUGACCCUUGAGACCUCUGAAAGCUCCCAGGAGGUGAAGAGUCCAAAGGUGGAACUACACAGCCACUCUGAUGUCCCUUUCCAGAUGCUAGAUGGCAAUAGCGGUCUGAGUUCCGAGAAGAUCAGCCACAACCCCUGGAGCCUCCGCUGUCACAAACAGCAGCUGAGCCGCAUGCGCUCCGAGUCCAAGGACCGGAAGCUCUACAAGUUCCUCCUGCUCGAGAACGUAGUGCACCACUUUAAGUACCCCUGUGUGCUGGACCUGAAGAUGGGCACCCGGCAGCACGGUGAUGAUGCAUCAGCGGAGAAGGCGGCCCGACAGAUGAGGAAGUGUGAGCAGAGUACGUCCGCUACACUGGGUGUCAGGGUCUGUGGCAUGCAGGUGUACCAGCUGGACACAGGGCAUUACCUCUGCAGGAACAAGUACUAUGGCCGUGGGCUCUCCAUCGAAGGCUUCCGCAACGCCCUUUAUCAGUACCUGCAUAAUGGUCUGGACCUGCGGCGUGACCUUUUUGAGCCCAUCCUGGGUAAACUGCGGGGCCUAAAAGCCGUGCUGGAGCGGCAGGCCUCCUACCGCUUCUACUCCAGUUCCCUGCUUGUCAUUUAUGAUGGCAAGGAGUGCCGGCCCGAGUCCUACCUGGACCGCCGGUCUGAGAUGCGUUUCAAGCACCUGGACACAGGGCUCCCUGAGGUGGCAUCACCCUGUGGCCCCAGUAGCAGCCCCAGCAGCACCAGCCCUGAGGCGGGAUCCUCCUCUCUACCCAAAGUGGAUGUCCGCAUGAUUGACUUUGCACACAGCACGUUCAAGGGUUUUCGGGAUGAUCCCACUGUGCAUGACGGGCCAGACAGAGGCUAUGUAUUUGGCCUCGAAAACCUCAUCAGCAUCAUGGAACAGAUGCGGGACGAGAACCAGUAAGCCCAGUCUGGACCCUCAGAACUCCUUCCUCUCCACCCGCAGGCAGGGACCAUUGCUCUGAACUCACCAUGAGGAGACACAGACUUGCUUUUAAAGGGUUAUAUUUCUCUUUGGUGUAAACUAAAAGAAAUGUUUUUAGCUGUAGCCUGGAAUCCAUAUAUAUAAAGUGAAGAAGGGUAGAGCACACACCCUCUCAGCCAGGCUUCUUAGCACUGUGGCCCUGACUGCUGUGUCCAGGCUGAUUUAGGAAGAGGUGUGAGCUGUCCCUGGUGGGUUUGGCAGCAGGAACAUUGUGACUUGGACAUUGGUUUCUCUUGCCCAGGUCUUUGAGGGGUCUGUGAUGCAGGGCCCUAUUGGUUGUGGGGUAAAACCUGAUUGAUGCAGGACACCUCCAUUUCCACUCAUCCCUUGCUCCUCAGAAGUCAAGGGGACCUGGGUGCCCAUCUUUUGGGGGACCUUUGAGUCUUGUGUUAUGGGUGUUAGCCUGCUCUUUAACAGAUGUCCAACUGUCUGCAGUUGGAUCCGUCCUUGGUUCUCACCUGGCCUGAGGCUAGAUUCAUGAGGCCGGGCUGAAGCCAGCUUAUGGCAGAGAGUAGGCCCUGGGUUCCCCCAGGAACUCUUUGGCACUUGAGCCUGCCCCUCCUCCUGCCUGCAUACCCCAGCCAGCCUUCUCACCAAGUUCCCUUGUCUAAGGACACUACCCCGCUUGCCUGAAUAGGAGGCUCUGCUCUGUUUAUCGAGGAGAGAUUUCCCAGCAGGCCUCAGGGCCUCUGGCGCUCUGGCCCAGACAGUAUUUGCAGCUCUUUUGCUGCGGGUGGCAGGCCUCCUCUUCCUCUAGCUCAGGCAGCUGUGCUGCCUCUGGAUUGGCUGCUCCUCCCAGGGCUUAAGGGCUGUGGUCCGCUCAGGGUCUCACCUUUCCCCAGGCCAGGCUCACAGCAUCAAUCCAUGGAAGAGCCCAGGCUUGUGAGGGAGACAUUUGUCUGUCUGCUCACAGGGACAUUGCCUGGGCCCUGGAUGCAGGUGCCUAGAUUUUGCUAGUGAGAGUUUUGUUGAUCGGUUUUGGGGCUCGUCAGUCUGCCCACUUGUCUGCCAGUUCCUUUCUCUUGGGAUCCUUCUGGGGCGUGGUCUUGCUCAUGAGUAAAUACUGGUUUCCUUCAUGCUUUCCUCAGCAAAAUAUUCUUUUUCCAUUUCUGAGCUUUUGUCCUGUGCCCUUUCUCAGCAGGUGCUACCCUUUUAUAAAUGGUAGCAAAAUAAAUUGUAGGAGGUAUUUUCCUGCUGGCCCUCUGUGGGACCAUUGUGGCCCCCUUCAACACACAGUAUAUGGUAAAGGCCCAAGUGGCGACCCUUUCCUUUCCCAUGGUUUUAGAAAUUUUUGUUGUCUACUCAUAUUGGCACGGAGACCUGCCACCUCUAGUACAUGUGCGUACAAGGUGAGACGGCACUCAUUUAGCCAUUGCCAAGGUGAGUGCCCUCACCUCCAAGCUUAGGGUCACUGUCAUUGUCUCUUUUGGCAUGUUCUGUUUGGGCAUUAAAGGCAAGCCUGCCAACCUGUGUCUGUGAGGGCCUUAGUAACUGGUGGACUGAUUUCCUGGUCCUUAGAGAUGCAGCCUCAUGCAUAUUAAAUUGGCACCUUGAUGGAUCCUCUCUCUUUUGGUCUUCAGACCCCGGUUCCAUUGGUGGGCAGGUUCCCAUUCCUUGGGGCUGGGAGGGGCAGCUUUCUUCCUUUUGGUCAGUAGUGACCAUCUUCUCUCCUGUACCUUCUGUGGCUUCAGCUGUAGGGGCAGUAGCUCUUCAUUAGUGUAGACAGUUACUUCCUAUCAGGGCAGAGGCCAAGAGGAAGGGUCUAGGGCCACAGAGACCCCUUUGAUUGGACCUCUCUAGCCUGGGGAUGCGUUGUGCCUCCUCAGUUACUAGUUCUGGAGCAGAUGGUGCCCCAUUCCGCUUCUCUUCCUAGCAAGCAAGAGACUGAACCCACUUACAUUCAGUGUUUUUCAUGGCACUAAAAAGAGCAGCUGGACCUGGGAUUUGCUGCUGGUUCCCCAGGGCAGGGCCCCUCUUUUCAGCAGUGUAACAUUUGAAGGUUCAGCCCUGUUACCUGGUGGCUAGUAGGCAUUUGUGUGUGUGUGCACACUGCCACUGCUCUUUCCUCCUGCUCUGCCAGAGAGCCCUCUGCCCGCCAGGUCCUGCCUUCCUAGCCCCAACACGGGACCAAAAUGCAACACGGGAUCACUCAUUGGGGUAUUCACGCAACCCCUCUGUAUAGUGCUUCCCUGGGCCAAGUGGACACCAGCCCCUGGGGUGGGGGUGAGAUGGGUGGUGCUUAAAGAGGAAGGGGACCAGCAUAGAUACUUGCCAGGGACCCCCCCACCCCUCCCUCACAUUGGGGCCUCUGCUGUAGGCCUGGGGAUUCCCCUUAAGGGGCCAUGGCCUGGGCCGGUUCAGUAGCCGCGGUUCAGCUGCUCACAUUUGGCCACGUGCACGUUCCUUAGAUGCAGAUAACUUUGAAUUUUAAAGCUGAUCAAUUUGGUUUUGUUUGUGCCGAUUUAAAAAGUUUUAAUGAGGAAAAAAAAUUGGAGAGCCCUGGGAACGACCUGUUCCUUUGCUUUUGGGGUAAUUGUAAGGUCUUGCCUCUGGGAAUCGCUCUCCACUCCAUUUUCCUGGAAGCUGCCUAAGCCUGUCCACAACGCUGGAGGCCUGCGCCCCCGGAAACUACACGUGGCUCCAUCCACGUCUUGGCGCAGGCUCAUCUUCUCCAGAUUGGACCUUGCGUGCGGGGAAGGGCGGGGUGCUCGUCCAGAGUCCGCCUUUUUCUGCACACCUAGCGCUGCCCGCCCCGCUUGUGUCUGAGGUCGUGUAUGUCAAAAUAAAGCCGCUAGAAAUUGA
Messenger RNA from Condylura cristata (star-nosed mole), 4514 nucleotides. It is a transcript of the gene IP6K1, whose product is annotated as inositol hexakisphosphate kinase 1. Gene Ontology annotation, biological process: inositol phosphate biosynthetic process; phosphatidylinositol phosphate biosynthetic process. NCBI's taxonomy places the organism in Eukaryota, Metazoa, Chordata, Mammalia, Eulipotyphla, Talpidae. Gene Ontology annotation, molecular function: inositol hexakisphosphate kinase activity. Gene Ontology annotation, cellular component: nucleus; cytoplasm. The coding region runs from base 306 to 1631 and encodes 441 amino acids. The transcript is spliced from 6 exons. The record is from RefSeq and is a predicted model, not a curated record.